Aquila chrysaetos chrysaetos is the source of this 880-nucleotide messenger RNA. It is a transcript of the gene MED18, whose product is annotated as mediator complex subunit 18. Gene Ontology annotation, biological process: regulation of transcription by RNA polymerase II; termination of RNA polymerase II transcription. Gene Ontology annotation, molecular function: transcription coregulator activity. Gene Ontology annotation, cellular component: core mediator complex; mediator complex. The annotation marks the transcript as partial. The transcript has 2 exons. The record is from RefSeq and is a predicted model, not a curated record. NCBI's taxonomy places the organism in Eukaryota, Metazoa, Chordata, Aves, Accipitriformes, Accipitridae.
UGCCGCGGCACCGCCGGGCCGCGAGGGUGGCGCUGCCGCCGCCGCCACCGCCUUCGCGCCGCUCCCUCCGCCGCGCCGCCGCCCCGCCCUCAGCCCCGCGGCCGGCUCGGAGCGCCGCGGCCCGCGCCAUGGAGGCCCCCCCCCGUGACCAUGAUGCCCGUCACGGGCGGCACCAUCAACAUGAUGGAGUACCUGCUGCAAGGGAGCGUGUUGGACCAGAGCCUAGAGAGCCUGCUGCACCGCCUGCGCGGCCUCUGCGACAACAUGGAGCCGGAGACCUUCCUGGACCACGAGAUGGUGUUCCUGCUGAAGGGGCAGCAGGCCAGCCCCUUCGUGCUGCGGGCACGGCGGUCCAUGGACAAAAGCGGGAUGCCCUGGCAUCUGCGCUACCUGGGCCAGCCCGAAAUAGGCGACAAGAACCGCCACGCGCUGGUGCGCAACUGCGUCGACAUCGCUACUUCGGACAACCUGACGGACUUUCUGGUGGAGAUGGGCUUCCGCAUGGACCACGAGUUUGUGGCCAAAGGGCACAUGUUCCGCAAGGGCAUCAUGAAGAUCGUGGUGUACAAGAUCUUCCGCAUCCUAAUGCCAGGAAACACGGAGAGCAUCGAGCCGCUCUCCCUCUCCUACCUGGUGGAGCUCAAUGUGGUAGCGCCAGCAGGACAGGAUGUCGUUUCUGAUGACAUGAGGAAUUUUGCUGAGCAACUGAAGCCUCUAGUGCACCUGGAAAAAAUCGACCCUAAAAGGCUAAUGUGAUUGAAAAGCUGGGCAGUUAAGGGAUGGGGUUUGUUCAUGUUCCUGAAGGGGAAGCCUUUUGAGGGCAAACCGAAACAGGGGGAGGGGAAUAAAGGACUACACAUCAGUGUUUUGUCCACUGCAA